Molecule: messenger RNA, 1300 nt
Organism: Drosophila bipectinata
Lineage: Eukaryota; Metazoa; Arthropoda; Insecta; Diptera; Drosophilidae
Source: RefSeq, a predicted model, not a curated record
UUGCUCGGAACAGUCAGAUCGCAAUACAAUUUGUAAAAACUAAGGAUUUUUUUAUUGGGCUGUUAUUUGGCGUGAAAACUGAAAAUAGUCGUUGAAAAUUUCAUAUAAAUAAAAGGUCAUAUUUUUGCUUAUCACAGCUACAUAUUUAUGAAAAGAUGGAUCCCAAAAUAAGUGAUGACUCUGUUUCCAAGGAUGGCGAAUCUUCAAUCAUUUCAAAUUUAUUGAGUGAAAUUUUAUCCAGUCCCAUGAAUAUAACUCUUCUAGCGAUAAUAUGUUUUUUGGUGUAUAAAAUUGUUCGUGAUCGCACUGAAGUACCGAGCGCUAUUUUGCCGAAAACUAAAGAACUUCAAUUGCCUAAAUUACGCCGGGAUUUUACUAUAAAAGAGUUGCGCCAAUUUGAUGGAAAUCAACCGGAUGGUCGUGUACUGGUGGCGGUUAACGGAAAUGUAUACGAUGUCAGUAAAGGAAAACGGUUUUAUGGUCCAGGUGGGCCUUACGCCACAUUUGCAGGAAGAGAUGCUUCACGAAACUUGGCAACAUUUAGUGUAGUUUCAAAUGAUAAAGAUGACUAUGACGAUCUGAGCGACUUAAGUGCCGUGGAAAUGGAUUCUGUUCGGGAAUGGGAAAUGCAAUUUAGAGAAAAAUAUGAACUUGUUGGUAAAUUGCUGCGUAAAGGUGAACAUCCAACAAUUUAUGACGAAGAUGACGAUGAUGAAAAUAUUAACAAUGAGGAAAUUUCUGGUACACAAAAUUUUAUAAACGAAGAAAAUGAUAGUUUGCGAAAUCGGCAAUCUGAAAUAUUUAAUUCAAAACUAAGCAAAGACAACAAAAAAAACAAUUUUGCUGGUGAUACAACUCUAAAGAGCACACAAAAAACGUUUACAAAUUGUUAGCAUUACUCAAAUUUUUGUACUACUACAUGCUGUUAGCUUAAAAUAAAUAACAUUCAGCAUUUAAGACCAUAAAAAAAACCAGUUGAGGUAAAAAAAAUAUUUUAUUAACUUUGACAGCUAGCGAUGCAUAAAUUACAAAACUUGUAUCCAAAUUAAAAACUUUGUAAAUCCAUUUUUUAAACGGGUACACCAAAAAUUAAGUUUUUUAAAGAUGUUACAAAGUUAGUUUUUAAUAUUUUUCACAUUGUAUGAUUGAUUCUAUGUAUAAAUUAUAUUUUUUUAUUUUGGUAUAAAUUUUUUUAAAUAAUCAAUAAUAAAACUGACGUCUAAUGGUAUGGGAUUUGUUCUUGUGAAAAAUGUUGUGUAUAAUUUUAAUAAAUCAUGAAAACUGAUGUUUAUCAAUAUUA